AUGGCUGGAAAUAUCGAUCUAUGCAUUCGGGUUUCUGAGGACAAAUCUGAACAAGAACAUGGCCAAAUCUGUAUACAAGAUGAAGAAUUUGACUACUCAAAAAGGGGACAGUGGCUGCGUGCUGCUGUUCUGGGAGCCACUGAUGGUUUAGUCUCAGUUGCAUCUCUGAUGAUGGGAGUUGGAGCUGUGAAGGAAGAUGUGAGAGCCAUGAUUCUUACAGGCUUUGCUGGCUUAGUUGCAGGUGCAUGCAGUAUGGCAAUAGGUGAAUUUGUUUCAGUCUACUCCCAACGAGAUGUAGAGGUGGCUCAGAUGAAGAGAGAUAAUAGAAUUUCAGGAAAUGAGGAGGAAAGUGAGAAGGAAGCACUCUCGAAUCCCAUUCAGGCAGCUGCAGCAUCAGCCCUUGCAUUCAUGGUAGGGGCCAUCAUGCCCUUGCUGGCUGCUGCUUUCAUAAUGGACCAUAAAGUUAGGCUGGGGGUGGUGGUAGCCACAGUGAGCUUGGUGCUGGUGGUUUUUGGGUGGAUUGGAGGUGUUCUUGGGGGGAGUCCUGUGGUGAAGUCUUGUUUUAGGAUUCUGGUUGGAGGGUGGAUGGCUAUGGCUGUUACUUUUGGACUUACCAAGUGGAUAGGCUCUACUGGCUUGUAG
This is a messenger RNA of Lactuca saligna, 642 nucleotides long. Lineage: Eukaryota; Viridiplantae; Streptophyta; Magnoliopsida; Asterales; Asteraceae. The record is from the annotation of a GenBank genome assembly.